AGCUAGCGUCCAAUCCCUACUCAUUUGCUACUACAUCUCCCUCUUCUCUCCCCCGUGCCUCUCCAUUCUCCCUCCCCAUCUCAAAUCUUCCUACAAUCCCCAUUGCAUCCUCAACUUCAGGAGCAAUCACUGGCAGAGAAGAUGGCACACCAAAGCGGAGUAAAAAACCCCCUCGAAGAGAUAUCACCGGUCUUCCCCCAUUCUGUUCCCGCAGAUAUCUCAUCCGUGAACGGAACACUGUACACAACCGCCCAGACACUUGUCCAGCAAGUAGCAUAUACCCUCUCGGAUAAGUUGUUCACAUACUCCCCCGACACCUUCUCGCUGGACGAAGCGGCGAGACUCUGGAGUGGCAAUGAGCAGACAAAUGUGCGUGGGGUGGUCCCCACUGUUAAUGCCAUGGAAACAAGACUGGGCGCUGCGAAUGUUCUCCUCGGAUACGUGUUCUCCCCCGACGUGGAUCCGAAGAAGAAGGCUGUUGCGAAGUCAAUAAUUGCGUCCUCUCCGGCGCUUAUUCACAUGCGCUCGGCAUUGGACCAAUUGAGCGUUUUGUACGGCGUUUCUUCGCCGUUCGUCGCUCACGUUUCCGCCGUCGAUUAUGAAGUGUCUUCCGCGAAAUUGGUCACAGACUAUGCCUCUGCCGUUACCGUUGCGCAGGAGACCGGAAUUGGCCUUUUGGCUUCGUUCUCCGCGCAUGAGGCACAGCACAUGGCGCUCUUCGCUACCCUUGCUGCUACUGUCCUCCCGAUGGUGCAUAUAUACGAUGGCGUCAGCGUGUCCCGGGAGUCCGCGAAGAUCAAGGAUGUUCUUGACCGGACCAGCUUGCAGAACGUCUUCUCUUCCAUCCUAGGGGAGCAGAAGGAGGCGCCGAAGAAGGCUGACCAGGGUACAAAGGUCAAUGCCAUCUUGAGAGGUCUCAACGCGGAGCUUGGGACCGCUUAUUCUUUGUUCGAGUAUGAGGGUCACGAUGAACCUGAUGCUGUGUUGGUCACUUUUGGAUCUGUCGAGAGCUUGUUAGCGACUCAAGUCGCCGCUUCGCUCACCAAUUCUGGAGAGAGGAUCGGCGUUAUUGCCAUUCGUGUUUACAGACCAUUCUCGGAACCGCACUUCCUCGAGGCACUCCCCAGGUCUGUCAAGAGAAUCGCUGUUCUUGGGCAGGUAGCAAAUAAGGCUGCGGCAGAGGAUAGCGCUGUUCAAUCAGCUCUUUACGUCGAUGUCGUGGCAGCGAUCACAAUGUCUGAUAUCUGGACCCUCCCACCGCCGAUUGUCGAUAUUCCUGAAGAGGAGCUCACCGCCCAAGCAUCUACUAUGGACGCCUUCAUUCUUUUGGGAGAUGGCAGCCAUGCCCAACAGUACGUUUUCUGGGACGGUGACGAUGCUGCUUCAGCACCCGCGGCAUCAAUCAUUUCCAGACUUCUCUCGGAGGAUCCCCGUAAGAGCGUUUCUUUCCAGGCUGCGUACGAUAACGUCCCGCUGUCUGGUAUUCUUCACUCCGAGAUCAGGGCCAGCUCCAGCGCCAUCGAUGCACCUUUCCACAUUGAGUGCGCGGACAUUUCCGUGGUCAACGAUAUCCAGCUUCUUUCCAAGUUCGAUAUUGCCAGCCGGACCAAGGAUAGCGGGAUCAUCCUUCUCAAGUCGACUAUCAAGGACGACGAGUUCGAGAAGAAGCUCCCAGCACUUUUCCGACGUGCAGUUACCAAGAAGGCCAUCAACCUAAUCAUCGCGGACCCCUCAGCCCUCGGAGACGAGGCCCCUGCAGCAGUGGAGAAUGCCCUCAUCCAGCUAGCCUUCGCCAAACUCGCCAACAUCAGUGCACCCCUUGAGAAACUCUCAUACCUCAACAUCGAUUCCUCCACCGUCCACCAAGCCUACGAAAGGCUCGACAGUUCAUUGCGCAAUGUGGAGAUUCCAAAGGAAUGGGCUGAUUCUCUAGAAGAUAACGAGCCCAGCCACCUCCCCACAAUCCCACAGACAACCAGCUUCGCCAUUAACGAGGAGAAGCACACCACAGAGCCCGCCCCGGCCCUCAAGACUUCACAAUCGGCGGCGCAGGCCAUCGUCUUCAAAGAGGCCUACGACGUGCAAUCCGCCCUGCGCCCGGACCUCUCAAUGAAGAACUACAUCGUCAAAGUGCAGGAGAAUAGACGCCUGACGCCAGAGUACUACGGCCGCAAUAUCUUCCACAUCGAGUUCGACCUAAGCGGUACGGGAAUGGAAUACCAAAUCGGCGAAGCCCUAGGCAUCCACUCCCAAAACGACCCGGACGAAGUCUCCGAGUUCAUAGAGUUCUACGGCCUGAACGCGGACGACAUCGUCGAAGUCCCGUCCAAAGACGACCCGGACGUGCUCGAGAUGCGCACCGUGUUCCAAGCGCUGUCGCAGAACGUGGACAUAUUUGGCCGGCCGCCGAAGAAAUUUUAUGAGUCGCUGGCGGAGUUUGCUACGGAUGAGGGGGAGAGGAAGGCUUUGCUUACGUUGUCGUCGGCGGAGGGAGCUACGGAGUCUAAAAGGAGGGCAGAGAUGGAUACGGUCACUUUUGCGGAUAUCUUGGCGGAGUACAAGUCGGCUCAUCCGAGCUUUUAUGAGCUUGUCAGGAUUGUCAGCCCGUUGAAGAGGAGGGAGUACUCUAUCGCCUCCAGCCAGAAGGUCAAUCCAAAUAGUGUGCAUCUCCUGAUAGUUGUGGUGAAUUGGGUGGAUACGAAGGGAAGGGAUAGGUUCGGACAGGCGACGAGGUAUCUCAGUCGUCUGCCAAUUGGAGCGAAGGUGACCGUUAGUGUCAAACCCAGUGUCAUGAAACUUCCUCCCUUGGCCACGCAGCCCCUCAUAAUGGCAGGCCUCGGAACCGGUCUCGCCCCCUUCCGAGCCUUCGUCCAGUACCGCGCGUGGCAAAAGUCGCAAGGCGUGGACAUUGGCUCCGUCCUGCUGUACAUGGGCUCCCGCCACCAGCGAGAAGAAUACCUCUACGGAGAGGAAUGGGAAGCCUACCAAGCCGCUGGCAUAGUGACCCUCCUUGGACGCGCAUUCUCCCGCGACCAGUCCGAGAAGAUAUACAUCCAGGACCGGAUGCGCCAAUCGCUCGACGACAUCAUCGAGGCGUACAUCAAGGAGGACGGGGCCUUCUACCUGUGCGGCCCCACGUGGCCGGUUCCGGACGUCACGGAGGUGCUGCAGGAGGCUAUCGUCGAGGAGGGCAAGAGGCGGGGCGCCAAAGUAGAUGGGGCGAAGAAGAUUGAGGAGUUGAAGGAGGGUCUGAGAUAUGUGCUUGAAGUUUAUUGAGGUGGGGGCUUGUGCUAUUGCGGGUGUGGUUGGGUUUGCGGUGAUAUUUGGUGAAGGGGUGUAUUUCCUAUUUCUGUUUUUCGGGUUCUGGAUGCUUGGGUAUCCGAUGCUGUGCUGUGUAUAGAAAAAUAGAAUUGUCUCUUUCUCUCCUGAA
Messenger RNA from Tuber melanosporum (Perigord truffle), 3430 nucleotides. RefSeq lists its product as uncharacterized. Gene Ontology annotation, molecular function: sulfite reductase (NADPH) activity; FMN binding; flavin adenine dinucleotide binding. Gene Ontology annotation, cellular component: cytosol. The coding region runs from base 142 to 3276 and encodes 1044 amino acids. NCBI's taxonomy places the organism in Eukaryota, Fungi, Ascomycota, Pezizomycetes, Pezizales, Tuberaceae. The transcript has 4 exons. The record is from RefSeq and is a predicted model, not a curated record.